Neltuma alba is the source of this 423-nucleotide messenger RNA. RefSeq names its product putative cysteine-rich receptor-like protein kinase 9. Lineage: Eukaryota; Viridiplantae; Streptophyta; Magnoliopsida; Fabales; Fabaceae. The coding region runs from base 1 to 423 and encodes 140 amino acids. The record is from RefSeq and is a predicted model, not a curated record. The transcript has a single exon.
AUGGCCAGAGCUUACUUAGCAUUGCUUCAAUUUCUCUGUGUUCUUAUCACUCAAUUAUUAUGUGGAGCCAGCAGCCAACCAGAAUUUCUGGAUCAUUAUUGCAGCAACAGCAGCAACACAGCAAAUAUCACCUACCAGACCAACCUCAAUACCCUUUUAUCAAAUCUCGGUUCCGACACACAAAUAAAUUGUGGCUUCCACAAUCUCUCAUAUGGUAGUUAUCCAAAUACAAUAUAUGCUGUUGGGUUAUGCAGGGGAGAUGUUAUGUCAGACUUUUGCCGUAGCUGCCUCAAAAAUUCAUCAGUCCUGCUGCCAGAGCUCUGUCCAAAUCAGAAGCAAGAUAUUGGGAUGUACGAUGAGUGCAUGUUAUCUGUCACGGCUCGCUAUAACAAUGAUGAAAAUGAUCGUAAUAUUCCCCUUUAA